This is a messenger RNA of Miscanthus lutarioriparius, 609 nucleotides long. NCBI's taxonomy places the organism in Eukaryota, Viridiplantae, Streptophyta, Magnoliopsida, Poales, Poaceae. The record is from the annotation of a GenBank genome assembly.
AUGGCGGGAAUUUCCUAUGGCCACGUGGUGGUGGUGCCUUACCAUGAGAAGGCGCCGGUGGUGGUGGAUACUUGUGUGUUGGAGGUGGCGAAUUAUGUGGCGGGUAGCGAGUUGGAGGCGGUGGCAGGAAGUGAUGAGCUGGGGGCGGUGGAGAAUAAUGAGCAUUGGGUGGAGAAUAAGGCGGUGGAGAAUGACAAAGGGAGGCGGUGGUGCAUGAUGAGCAGGGGGUGGUGGAGGGUGGUGAGCCGGGGAAGGGCUUGGCGGAGCUUCAUGGUGGUGGUGGUGGUGGUGAUGGCCAUGGUGGCCAUGAUGUUUGUGGUUAGGCGAGCCGUGGUAGGACGGUGGCUCGACCGGCGCCAACGACUCAUGGUGGUGGUGCUUCCCAUGCUCAGAUCCAGGGUGUGCAGCCAGUGGCGCCUCGGCAUAGGGCGCAUGAGCCUCUGGUGCUUCUACCGGUGGGAAGGCAUAGGGAGACGAUGCAGCGCUGCAGCACGAGGAGAACGCAGCGGCAAGAGCAACAAGGAGGGCGAUGCCCUUCAUGUUCGUGGUGAUGCCCAUGCUGUGGUUUUGGCUUGCCUCCGAUGCUCCUCCAUUUCGCGCCUUAUAUAG